CCUGAACCGAAACCUUCGCCACCGUCUCGUGUAGCCCAACUUCUUGGCGUGGUGCGUGAUGCUGUCUUUGAGCUGAGCCGCUACACUAUGGACACCGUCUUCUCCUCCGCCUUGUCCAGCUUCCCCUACACUCACACCCACACACCCACACGUCGGUGCGUCCAUGUAUCCAUCGCUGUCGUACCGUUUUGUUCGCCGAGUUGGUCGACAGCUGCUGCGCCUGGCUCGGCAUCGCGCCCCCGCCCCCCCCGCCCCCGCUCGAUGAUGACGCCCCAGGCAGGCUCACUAUGCCCUUUCCCACCAACAUCUGCUGCUUCUGCACACCGAAACCAACAACGUAUCACAAGAUCUAUGCCGAAAGGAAGCCUCCCAGUUGCCCACCUGUGUUUUGCUCAUGAAGUUGCGCAUCUUGGCUCGGUCCUUGAGCUGCUCCUUGACAAUAUCGACGUGGGCGGGCUUCCACACAUCCUUCUCCUUGCCCUUCUUGCACCUCGCAAGGAACUUAUCGAACAUCUCGACGGUCAUCUGUCGCAAAGCGACCAUCGCAAUGGGGGGUGAAGCCUCACCACAGAAAUUCAGCCGGUCUAUCGUAUCCGUCAGCCAUGAAGGACUCCACUUCCUCUUUCGUUAGAUCCUCAAGCAGGUGGGGAAACCCAUUCUGCAACUGCUUCCAAGCUGGGGCCGGUGGCGGAUCUUCCAUGCUGUGAUCUUCACCGGCAGAUGGCCGAGGGGCGGGGUCUUCAGGAGAAGGCUGAUGGUGGAUGGGCUGGGCGGCAUUGUCCGAUUCGGCUGCUGACGGCACCUGGCGCGGACGGCUGCCCUUCACUAGUCCAUACAGGCUCGUCUGCAUCAGGCCGGCUUAGCACCGCAGCAGUGCCUGCAGGUGUCAGAAACACAGCCAAUUCACGAGAGCAAAUGAAUAAAUCAAUGAAUGAGGGGAUCAUCAAGCAAGCUGCUUGCCUUGCUGUACCACCCUAUAUAGGUACUACCACAGUCUUGCCG
Molecule: messenger RNA, 1002 nt
Organism: Vitrella brassicaformis
Lineage: Eukaryota; Vitrellaceae
Source: the annotation of a GenBank genome assembly